Penicillium subrubescens is the source of this 405-nucleotide messenger RNA. RefSeq lists its product as uncharacterized. The transcript has a single exon. NCBI's taxonomy places the organism in Eukaryota, Fungi, Ascomycota, Eurotiomycetes, Eurotiales, Aspergillaceae. The record is from RefSeq and is a predicted model, not a curated record. Bases 1 to 405 code for a protein of 134 amino acids. Gene Ontology annotation, molecular function: protein binding.
AUGUCAUAUCUGUCGUUCAUCAGACCAAGCGAAAUGAUUUUCGUCCCAUUAGGCCGUAUGGCAUUGUUCUCCAUGUGGGCGCAUUUGCACGACUGCCUGCGAGGCAUGCAGGUGUAUGGACCUUCAGUAACCUUUCUACAUAUCGUGGCAGAGCACAACAUGACUGAGUGGUUGGCUUGGGCGAUCGCAAGUGGCAAAGAUUACCUGGUGAAGACCGCAAACGACGAAUCGAUCCUACACUGGGCGGUGUUCUACGAGAACAAGGAGAGCGUAAAAAUCAUUUGUCAAAAGGAGGCCAUAGGCGAAGUGGAAACCCGAGCCCGUUCUGCCCUCACCCAGAAAGACAUGAAGCUGUUGUCGCUUAUAGACCACCCGAUCUGCGUGGCAUCAGCCCUCUGGAAUUAG